CAAAUUCUAUCUCUCUCAAUUCCAAUUAGAAUCACCAAAUUCUUUCUUCAUUUAUCACCUCUUUCUCUAUGGCAAAGAGCAAGUUCAUCUCCUAUUUAUCCAUCUUCUUCUUCAUUCUUCUUGCAGCCAACUAUGAAGGAGCUAAUGGCCAUAAUCACCACUAUAGGCAUAGAUUUCAUCCCAAAAAGUUAUUUGUGUUCGGAGACUCUUACGUCGAUACAGGCAACACCAACAAAUCUUUGUCUAUUUCUUGGAAGGUUCCAUAUGGUAUCACUUUUCCCAACAAGCCUGCUGGACGAUUCUCAGAUGGUCGCGUUUUAACCGAUUUUCUUGCUAGAUUCUAUGGAUUGAAGUCUCCGUUACCAUACAUGCUAAGGAACUUAGCAGGCAAGAAGGCGUUUAGGUAUGGAACGAACUUUGCCUUCGGUGGUACGGGAGUAUUCAAUACUGUAUUCCCCGGAGCAAACAUGACCGUCCAAACAGGUUUCCUCAAGACACUAUUGGACGGUUCUCAUUAUUCCCAAAGGGAUUUAGAUACCUCGAUGGCAUUAGUUGCUCUAUCCGGUAACGAUUAUAGCACAUACCUCUUUAGAGGUGGCCUCUUCCAGAAUAUUCCAGCAUUCAUUACCCAAGUUGUAAAUCAACUAGCAAUCAAUCUAAAGAGUAUUCACGAUAUGGGGGUGAAAAAAGUGGUUGUAACCUCUCUUCAGCCAUUGGGUUGCCUUCCAAGAAGUACAAUCCUCAACUCUUUUAGCCAAUGCAAUGCCACUGAGAACACCGCCGUCGAAUUCCACAACCUAUUGCUUCGACAAGCCGUCGCUAAGCUCAACAACGAAACCGCUAACACAAACAGAGGGUCCCCCGCCUUCAUCAUCCUCGAUCUCUUCUCUUCCUUCAACACAACAAUCUUUCAUGAUGAUAAGUUUGUUAAUCCGUUGAAGCCUUGUUGCAUGGGGAUCAAAAACGGUAGUUGUGGUGUUGUCAAUAGUUCGGGAGUAAAAAUGUAUACUUUGUGUAAGAAGCCCGAGAAUUCAUUCUUUUGGGAUACAGUACAUCCCACUCAAGCUGGUUGGCGUGCUGUUUAUCUCACUCUCCGAUCUUCCCUAAGUCAAAUUUGAUAUUGCUUAAAUAAAAAUUCGCCACUUGUCAAAAUCAAUUAUUUCUCUUGUUGUCCAUAGUUCUUCAUUCAAUCAAAUAAGCCAUGUGUGGGUCAUUGUUAAGUUUCUUUAUACAGUGGUAAAUUUUUUUUA
Molecule: messenger RNA, 1250 nt
Organism: Impatiens glandulifera
Lineage: Eukaryota; Viridiplantae; Streptophyta; Magnoliopsida; Ericales; Balsaminaceae
Product: GDSL esterase/lipase At5g03610-like
Exons: 4
Coding region: 69-1118 (349 amino acids)
Molecular function (GO): hydrolase activity, acting on ester bonds
Source: RefSeq, a predicted model, not a curated record